Penaeus indicus is the source of this 2965-nucleotide messenger RNA. RefSeq lists its product as uncharacterized. The annotation marks the transcript as partial. NCBI's taxonomy places the organism in Eukaryota, Metazoa, Arthropoda, Malacostraca, Decapoda, Penaeidae. The transcript has 3 exons. The record is from RefSeq and is a predicted model, not a curated record.
UGAAGUGAUAACGAGACCGAUCCUCACGGGCCGUUCCAGCCUGGCACCAGCAGUGUCCCCUGGACUCUCAGCUCUCAACCCCAAUGAAUACCCUGGCCAUAUCAGUACCAAUUCCUCGCUGGCUUAUCGCAGUGGAUACCCCGGUUGGCAGCACUCGGAUCGGACACACAGAUACCUGACGCCUCGCCAUGUCAGUCUCCCCAACCGCAAACCUGGUUCCAAUGGCUCCAGGAAGACCCUCGCUGAUUACCACAAACACAGCCGUGCACCUAUUAUGAAUAAGCUCCAUACACCUUCAGUCAAUAUAUACCUUACACCCACUCCUAAUUGGUACCAUACAACUACUCACUAUAGGUACCGUGCACCACUGGGGAAUAAGUACCAUACAUUUAGCCACAGAAAGCUUCAAAAACCCAACCACAAUUGGUAUCAUGCUCCUAUCUACAAUAGGUACCAUUUACCUACCUACAGCAAGUACCAUAACCCUAUCCACAAUAGUUACCGUAAGCCAAUCAAUGAUAGGUACCAUAGACCCAUUAAGAAUAGGUACCAUAUACCUACAUACAGCAGGUACCAUAAACCUAUCCACUAUGGGUAUCGUAAACCUGUCCACAAUUGGUAUCAUAUCCCUACCUACAGCAAGUAUCAUAAACCUACCGGCAAAAAGUGUCAGACGCCUACCCACUGUCAUCACGAUACUGAACCUAAUUACCCACCCAUAAGUCCUAAUCCUACCUCUCCUCUAUCCUCUGAGACUCCUGAACCUCUCACUACUCUGCUCACUGAAACUCCUGAACCUCUCUCUCCUACUGAAUCUCUCACUGCCCUACGCACUGAAACUCCUGAACCUCUCUCUCAUACUGAAUCUCUCAAUACGCUGCUCACUGAAACUCCUGAACCUCCCUCUCCUACUGAAUCUCUCACUGCCCUACGCACUGAAACUCCUGAAUCUCUCAAUACGCUGCUCACUGAAACUCCUGAACCUCCCUCUCCCACUGAACCUCUCACUACUCUGCUCACUGAAACUCCUGAACCUCCCUCUCCCACCGAACCUCUCACUGCCCUACGCACUGAAACUCCUGAACCUCUCUCUCCUACUGAAUCUCUCACUGCCCUACGCACUGAAACUCCUGAACCUCCCUCUCCUACUGAACCUCUCAAUACGCUGCUCACUGAAACUCCUGAACCUCCCUCUCAUACUGAAUCUCUCAAUACACUGCUCACUGAAACUUCCUCUCCUCUACUCACUGAAACUCCUGAACCUCUCACUACUCCACUCACUGAAACUACCACGACUCUGCUAACUGAUGUAAACUCUGAAACCUCCAAUGCUCCAGAUAUUUUACAAGGUCUAAUCCCUGAUUCUCCUCAUUUCCGCUUCAUUCUCCCUUCCGAUUUCCCUAAUCCUGAUGCGUCUGAUCUAAUUCACGAUUUGUCUAAUACUUCUGCCGAUUCUCUUCCUCCUUCUCUUUCUUUAACCCACGGCUCUAAUCCUGAAACACGAUCAGUCCAUAAUAUUCCCAAUCAUCCCGUGACUCUAAGCCACAAAUUUCCUAAUCCUCCGAGUGGUCUUGGCCAUGAAUUGUCUAAUCCUCCUAAAACACUAACCGCUGGUUCCCAUAAUACUCCUACGCUAAUCCACGAUUAUCCUAAUCCUCCUGCGACUCUAAUCCAUGAUUUCCCUAAUCCUUCAACUACCCUAAUCCGGCAAUCAUCCGAUCUUCCUACAACUCUGAUCUCUGGUUCCCACAAUCCUUCAGUAAUCCACGAUUUGUCUAAUCCUAAUCCCACUGCUUUUGUCCAUAAUUUCCCUAAUCCUCCACCUACCUUAGUCCAUGAAUUAUCUAAUCCUCUUACGACUCUAAUCUCUAAUUCUCAUAAUCCUCCUACACUAAUGCAUGAUUUUCCUAAUCCACCCACUGCUCUAAUCCAAAAUUUUCCCAAUCCCCCAAGUACUCUAGUCCACCAGUCAACUAAUCUCCCUUUAGAUCUAAUCUCUGGGUCCCACAAUCCUCCUACACUAAUCCACGAUUUUCCUAAUCCUCCCACUUCUCUAAUCCAUAAUUUCCCUAAUCCUCCAUCUACCCUAGUCCACCAGUUAUCUAAUCCUUCCACAAGUCUAAUCUCUAAUGCCCCCAAUCCUCACUUUCCUCCAAGUCCCAAUUCUCCUCAACAUUCAUCUGUAAUUAUCGAUGAUCCUAAUCUUCGAUCUACCCUUUUUACCAAUUCUCAAAAUCCUAAUCUUUUUACCGAUUCACAAAAUCCUAAUCUUUUUACUGAUUCUCAAAAUCCUAAUCUUUUCACCGAUUCUCAAAAUCCUAAUCUUUUCACCGAUUCUCAAAAUCCUAAUCUUUUCACCGAUUCUCAAAAUCCUAAUCUUUUUACCGAUUCACAAAAUCCUAAUCUUUUCACCGAUUCUCAAAAUCCUAAUCUUUUUACCAAUUCUCAAAAUCCUAAUCUUUCUACAGAUUCUCAAAAUCCUAAUCUUUUUGCCGAUUCACAAAAUCCUAAUCUUUUCACCGAUUCUCAAAAUCCUAAUCUUUUCACCGAUUCUCAAAAUCCUAAUCUUUUCACCGAUUCUCAAAAUCCUAAUCUUUUUACCGAUUCUCAAAAUCCUAAUCUUUUCACCGAUUCUCAAAAUCCUAAUCUUUUCACCGAUUCUCAAAAUCCUAAUCUUUUUACCGAUUCACAAAAUCCUAAUCUUUUCACCGAUUCUCAAAAUCCUAAUCUUUCUACAGAUUCUCAAAAUCCUAAUCUUUUCACCGAUUCACAAAAUCCUAAUCUUUUCACCGAUUCUCAAAAUCCUAAUCUUUUCAGAGAUACUUCUAAUCUACCUUUUCCGAACACUGGCGACUCUAACCCUCCUAAGUCCCCCAAUCCCCAAUCUCUAAACUUGUCAGGACCCUCUGAGGUCUUCAAUACCUGCAAUGCAACCAGCUCUGAAACAUUUAUUGUAUUAUUAUAA